Molecule: messenger RNA, 546 nt
Organism: Rotaria sp. Silwood1
Lineage: Eukaryota; Metazoa; Rotifera; Eurotatoria; Philodinida; Philodinidae
Source: the annotation of a GenBank genome assembly
AUGGCAACAGGAAAAAAUAUAAAAAAAAUUGAUGUACAAUUACCAAAUGAGGAAGAUUCGGGAAAACUAGCAUUUAUUUUAUUAAAUGUUUUCACAAAAGAAGAAUGUUCUGAAUGGAUUAAAUUAACAGAAGAACGUGGUUAUACUUCAGCAUUAGUUAAUAUUGGUUUACGUGAAAUUUUAAUGACAGAUGUUCGAAAUAAUGAUCGAUGUAUUAUUGAUGAUGUUAAUAUGGCAAAUAUAUUAUUUGAACGUAUUGAACCAUAUUUACCAAAAAUAUGGAAGGAUUAUAAAUUAGUUGGACUUAAUGAACGUCUUCGUUUUCUUCGUUAUGAUCGUGGACAACAAUUUAAAGGACAUAUGAAUGGUGUUUAUCAACGCUCAGACGGAUCUGGUGAAAUAAGUUGUAUUACAAUACAACUUUAUUUAAAUGAUAAUUAUAAAGGAAUGGUAUUAGUGUUCGAACAUCGACUUUUUCAUGAAGGUUCAUUAUUGAAAAAAGGUCGAAAAUAUACAGUUCGUACUGAUGUUAUGUAUCGACCAUAG